This is a messenger RNA of Lachancea nothofagi CBS 11611, 990 nucleotides long. NCBI's taxonomy places the organism in Eukaryota, Fungi, Ascomycota, Saccharomycetes, Saccharomycetales, Saccharomycetaceae. The record is from the annotation of a GenBank genome assembly.
AUGAACAUUUCACCUACGCCAAGACGCUACAAUUCCAAGGGUAGUGAUAUCCCAAGAGCUACUGACGAGCAUUUCCAUCCGUUCAACAGAGAUAUACCAAUGAUUCCGUCAGACCGAAUAAUACCAGAGGAGUAUCGUGUAAACUCACAGAUGAUCAACAAGCUUAUCAAACAAAACAAAGACCUGACACUGCAGCUGGAACGCAAGCAAGACGAGAUUGACCGUCUUAACGUCUUGGUAGGAUCCUUGAGAGGAAAGCUCAUCAAAUACACGGAACUAAACAAGAAAUUGAGCCAGAAUAACGCGUCACAGCCACCGGUUUCCAGCAACCAAUCGCCGUAUUUUUCGCCCGAUGACGUUUUGCAGGUAAACAAGGCCCGUGCUAAAGAAUCCUCCACCAGCGACUCGAAGUUAGAGACACGUAUUGGCGAUAUAUACUCGAAGCUUGAUGCUCUGACUAGUUUAAUGACCAGCACGAUCGGCGGCAACGAUAACAGUGCGCCACGUGACUCGCAUGUGACAUCUCGACAGACGCGACCCAGUUCAUCAUCAGCAACUGCCGAUUCCGUGAUACAUCGGUCGCUGCACGCGGCAUCGGAAGACGAGAUUUUGACCCAGGAAAGUGCGGAGCUCAAAUCUCUUGAAAAUCAGAUUGACCUGUUGAAGCGGAAACUUUUGAUCAAACGCGAAAACGAGCUGCGCAAGCUAUCUCUCAACAAGGAGCUCCUGGAUCUCAUGGAUAAAUUGGAUAUGUCGAAGCCCGCCUUAGGAAUGCAAAGCUCGCCCCCGUUGGAGAAUAUCACCAACAUCUCUCCGCAUUGCGACCAAUGCCAUAAAUCUGCCACUCAAACGACUGCGAGCGGCAAACAACAAACGGGAACGAAGGCUACGCACAGCUCUAAUCCACCGUAUAUGUCAAUGGCUCAAGCUCUAGAAACCCCCACCCCAGCUCAACGAAACAUGCACAAGAACAGCGACACACUCUGGUGA